UCGCGAGACGAACACUAUGACGACGGUACUGUAUUUACUGUACCAUAUGGUACUAUACAUACAUAGUUACAUAUUACUUAACUAGUCCCUUGGGAAUUGAUGCCUGCAUGUUAUUUGUUGACCUUAAAAGAAAAAGAAAACACGGUCCGAAACCCGAAUCAUGCAUUUAACGUCAUAAAAUUGCUAGCCUUUAGCGAGCUAACUGACCAACAACGGCUAGCAACUGCAAAUAUGGAAGCAUCACUACAAUGGUGAUUUUUUUUUUUUUUUUUUUUUUUAGGUUUGGCUUGUCCUUUCUUUAGUGCAUUAUAAAUAAAGGCUGUACUAAUUCAAUUCAAUUAACCAAUACAUUUUCGAAGGUGCAUGAUACGGAGUUGUAAUACGGGAGACAAUACAAUGGCGUUACGUUAACCUCCGUGCUAUGUAACACUUCCCCCUGUUAUGCUGGCAUGAUAAUGACUUUUUUUUUUUUAGAAAAGCGCAGAAUAGAGAAAUGCAUACAUGGGUUUAUUAAGCCACUAAGAGAGACAAGUAAAGCUCCCGUUAUGCGAGAGCUAGUUAGCGACAUUGUUUACCAAAUGCGAUGAGAAAAAAAACGUACCUUCGAAUAUGUUUUUUCCCGUUCAAAGAUGUUGUUCGGUGGUCUGAUAUUUUUUUGGUAACCUGACUAUUUCGUAAAAGCCGCCACAACAACAACAAAUUCUUUGAACUUGGUUUUACGAAAUGUUUCCCCGAGCGCUAGGUUUCCGCAGUGACGUCAUCGCGUCGACCUCAAAUCCUGAGGAUGGUGAGUGUUGAUUAAAACUGUUCAUUUAUGUUCCUCAUUUAAUAUUUGUAUUUUACAACCCCUUGGAUGCUUUUUAUACUGUUCUAUGAAUUAAUGACUGUGCUGUCUGUUUUUGUUACUAAUUUGAAUAUGAGAUAUGAGAUCAAAUUUGGGGGGAACCUGACAAUGCGUGAGUACAAUAUUGAACUCCAAAAUGAGAAAAUCUGCUAAAAUUGAUUAAUGUAUGUUCUUGAUUUCUUUUAUAUUUUAUUGAAAAUCCCCCUGGCUCCUCUUUUGUACUAUUUUAUACACUCAUAUAUAUAUUUGUUUGUAAAUUUAAUAUGUUCAAUAAAGAUGGAAACAUUGUGAAUGUUGAAUAUUGCACACACGAAAAACGUCUCAAACACAAACGUGAAACACACAAUUAAAUUCCACACUGUUCCUCUCUUGAAUGUUACCAUGUGUACCAAGAAAAAUACUGAAAAUCAAAAAUCUAAUCAGGCAUAUUCCGACGAAGAACCUUAUACGCUUCAAAGAGGCAAUGGUUCAAAUGUCCUAUCGAUAACAAUAAUUGAGACGAAAAAGCGUAACAACACAUGACACAUCAGUCACUUAAAAGGUGCAAAAUAUAAUGUGUUUUCAUAUCAAAUAUAUAAUUCAAGUACAUGCCAUAUAUGUAUUUCCUCGUAACUAAGGGCAUCUCUCGUAAACGGUGAUAAAUGAAGUGAUGCAGAAGGCUGCAUCCAAAAAGGCAAAAUCCACAUUGUCGCUCGGCAAACGUAAAGGCGUGAGGGCGCCGUUGAAACCUUUUCCAAGAGUACUAUUGGUCAGCGUCGAUGCUCGGGGGCGGGGUUGUGACGACACAGGAAGUCAAAGGCAGCAGUGGGAUCAUUCGGAAGUGCAGUAUUGAACUCGAAAUAACGCUGGACAGACAAUAAGCUCGGAGCAUCACGACUUUGACGUCAAACGAAUGACUACGUCUGCGUGCAUUUGUCCAGGGGACAUUUUACGAACUUGUCACCAUGGCAACAGAUGGGGAUCCCUCCAACUCGGUGAAAGUGUUGCACCUCCUGGUCCUCUCCUUCUCCUGGGGCAUGCAGGUCUGGGUCUCCUUCAUUGCAGGUUUUGCUUUGGUGCGGCAGGUGACUCGGCACACCUUCGGUCGGGUGCAGAGUAAACUCUUCCCGGUUUAUUUCUGCUGUCUGUUGGGAAGCCAUUUUGUCAGUUUGGCCGUUUAUGCCGCGCAUCACCUGAGAGAGCUGCCGGACACGCACGAAACGGCGCAGAUGGCUCUGUAUUUUGUGGCGUUGCUGAUGGCGGGUCUAAACGCUCAGCGGUUUGGUCCGGCAGCGACUGAGAUUAUGUUCCUGAUGAGGGAGGUGGAGAAGGAGCACGGUCUCGGCAACCGGGUUGGACUGGGCGCCGAAAAGGAAGGUUAUGCCAAGCUCCAAGAGCAAGACCCCAAGUAUAGAGCCUACAAGAGCAAGUUUGGCCGCUGCCACGGGUUGUCCAACCUCUGCAACCUGAUAGGAGUCAUCUGCACCACAACUAAUUUGAUCUACACCGCUCUAAAUCUAUCUACAAUUUAGACAUGCUGAGGUGUCAAGCUUUCAUUGGGUGGUUUGAUUUGUCGUUUUUGUGACCAGUCUUUUCUUUUACCCUUUGUCAAUGACCCCAACCCUAACCCUUUGUAAUCGUGCAAUCUGACAAGAGCUUAACAUGUUUUAUCAUCGUUGCAAUGACUGUUAAUGUGCCCAACCCAGGCAGUACGGUGGAAUAGGUCCAUGUGGUUAUCCCAUCUGUUCCUAGUUCUGAGGGUCUGGGUUUGAAUCUCGGCUCGUUCCUUCCUCUGUGGAGUUUGCAUCAUCUCCUUGUGCUUGCAUGGUUUCUCUCCGGGUACAUACCAAAAAGACGAAUAUUCUAAGUUCGUCGGGGACACUAAAUUGUCUAUAGGCGUGAGUGUAAAACGUUCUUUGGGAUUGGCUGCUGACCACAGUCCAAGGGUGUACUCGGCCUCCCGCCCAAAGUCAGCUUGACGUUGAAAAGCGUUCUAGGAAAUGGAUGGAUGGAUGGAUGGAUGUCCUCGAGACAUGCCUGGGCCACGUCUCCAGAAGGGGGCGAGGGCUGAACACGUUUAACAAUUACUAGACCAAAGCAGCAGAAAAUGAUUGACCUUGUUUGAAAACAGCUGCGUUUCCACUUUAAGUGACGUUUGGAGAGAUCAGGUCGAAAAUCAGGAACCGUACUUUGAAUCGACAUUCGACUUAAGCGCACAGUUUGAUAGUUUGGAUUUGAUUUCGCCAGCUAGAAGGCAUAACAGUAUGUAAUUUGCAUUCACGAGGAAUUGUUCAAAUGCUGUGAUCUUCAGUGAUUCAUGAGCUUUGUGUAUCAUAGGUUUGUACGGUUUUUGCUUCUAACAAAUAAAACGGCACUGUGUGCUCAAACUAUG
Phycodurus eques (leafy seadragon) is the source of this 3215-nucleotide messenger RNA. RefSeq names its product transmembrane protein 205 (gene tmem205). The coding region runs from base 1789 to 2355 and encodes 188 amino acids. The transcript is spliced from 5 exons. NCBI's taxonomy places the organism in Eukaryota, Metazoa, Chordata, Actinopteri, Syngnathiformes, Syngnathidae. The record is from RefSeq and is a predicted model, not a curated record.